AUGUGUAUAGGCCUAUCUGUCGCUUCACUCAUACGGGCAAUUGUUCCUGUAUCCUUGGGUUACACCACAGCAGUCAACCACUCUAAAACAGGAGAACUGGUGACCAUGGCAGAAGGAAUGGCAAGGAAGAUAAAGUCUGCAAGUGGAGCAAAUUACACCAUUAGUGGCAAUACAGGCAUAUUCCUGAUAGCAGGAGCCUCAGACGACUGGGUGGCGAGCCUGGGCGUGCCCUUCGUAUACACCAUGGAGCUCAGGGACACAGGGAAUUCAGCCUUCCAUCUUCCUGAAGAGCUGAUCGCCUCAACGGGAGAAGACCUCUGGGCAGCCAUGAAAUAUCUUGGAAGGCAACUUGAGAAGAAGAAGAAACGCAAGAGGAACUAAUGGGAGUUCUCUGGAGAAAGAGCAACUAGGGGAACAAAGCCUCUAUUUCCGUCUUGUGGAUUAUGUAUUUUAUUUGGAAAGGUCAGCACACACACACCACACACACACACACACACACACACACAACACACACACACACCACACACCACACACACACCUGAGUAUGAGUAUAUGCAUCCGGUAGUGGGAUUUUGGUCCUGAGGAAUAUGAAGUCACGUCUUAGCCGCUAUUGGUCCCAGGCCCACUUCGACCCAGAGUGGAACACCUGUUAGGGUCCUCCCAUCUAUGAGAUAAAUAGAAAUAUAAGGGUAGAGAAGACUCUUUAGCCUGGCUGGCAGCUCUUCUUGAGACUGUGUCUCAAUAAAAA
This is a messenger RNA of Penaeus monodon (black tiger shrimp), 748 nucleotides long. Its product is annotated as carboxypeptidase B-like. The transcript has 5 exons. Bases 1 to 381 code for a protein of 126 amino acids. Gene Ontology annotation, molecular function: metallocarboxypeptidase activity; zinc ion binding. NCBI's taxonomy places the organism in Eukaryota, Metazoa, Arthropoda, Malacostraca, Decapoda, Penaeidae. Gene Ontology annotation, biological process: proteolysis. The record is from RefSeq and is a predicted model, not a curated record.